Messenger RNA from Dipodomys spectabilis (banner-tailed kangaroo rat), 669 nucleotides. RefSeq names its product CD164 molecule like 2 (gene Cd164l2). Bases 40 to 669 code for a protein of 209 amino acids. Lineage: Eukaryota; Metazoa; Chordata; Mammalia; Rodentia; Heteromyidae. The record is from RefSeq and is a predicted model, not a curated record. Gene Ontology annotation, cellular component: cytoplasmic vesicle. The transcript is spliced from 6 exons.
AGAGUUGACAACACAUGCAGUUCCCCAGGUGGCCACCGGAUGGCUCACCUCACAGCCAGGUCUCCCUUUCACAAGCUCCGGGGAGCGAGUCCAGAAGGGCCUCGCCACACCAGCUGUCCGCCGACCCCCCAUCCCCGUCCCCGCGCCAUGGCCACGCCGGGACCCCGAGCCUUGCGGGCUGCGCUGUGCGGCGGCUGUUGCUGCCUCCUCCUGUGUGCCCAGCUCGCUGUGGCUGGUAAAGGAGCUCAAGGCUUUGGGCGGGCAGCCCUGAUCCGCCUGAACAUCUGGCCAGCUGACCAAGGAGGCUGCGCCAAGCUGGAGGCCUGUGAGCGCUGUGUGGAGGGGGGCAGAGCACACAACCUCUCCCGCUGCGUCUGGCAGCACUGUCAGCCAGAAGAGCCAGGACACUGUGUGGCCCAGGCUGAGAUGACCAAGGAGGGUUGCUCUGUCUACAACCACUCAGAGUCAUGUCCAGCUGCCCACCAUCACCCCACCUAUGAACCGAAGACAAUCACAACAGGCAGCCCGGCAGUCCCUGAAGAUCAUGGCCCUGGCUUUGACGGGGCCAGCUUCAUUGGGGGUGCGGUGCUGGUGCUGAGCCUGCAGGCAGUGGCCUUCUUCGUGGUACGCUUCCUCAAGGCCAAGGACAGCACUUACCAGACACUGUGA